AUGCGCCUUCACCUUAUAAUCUCGCGCCACGGCCUACCAGCCACGCGCAUUCUCUGGACCACCGACUCUUCCACGGAAUAUGGCACUCACGGCGCUGCGUCUGCGGCGGCCAUUGCCUCGACCCGCACCCCGAAUCUUGCUUUUUCGAAUGGUGGAUACACAGUCGCGCAACUCCUCGAGGAUGUAAAUGAGGUCGUACCGCUCGAGACAGAACCCAGCAUGUUCGAUCCUGAAAUCGGGGGUCAGUGGGGCUUGGAGGACUACGUGGUUGAGGUUGCUGGAUCGGAGUGUUUACACUUCAUGGAGGUUGACGGAUUACUUCGUGAUGGAGACGAGGUUGUUAUCCGAGCUCUUCAACUAGCAGAUCUUCGUGCACGCCGACUGUGCGGGCGAGACCAGAUUACGGCCGAUGGCAAGCAUCUCAUUGAUGGUGUUGCAUUUGGGUCUCCGUAUCUGAAGCGGGGUACAUCCUCCCGCCCAGCAAUUACCAUUCCCCCAAGAAAGAAACGUCGGACUAUUUUCUCCUCUAAUUGGGACUUUGGGCCUGACUCUACAUUGCACUACGGAGGCAACAACGCUAAUGCUAAUGCCGACGAGGAGGGCGAUGGAGAGUGGCUUCCGCCCGGUGAAACUGGCUUUGGAAAAGAACUUUCUGUUCUACCCGCAGAUAAUGAUAUCUCUGAAAUGGGAACUGUCAUCAGGCAUCACAUCGAUCAUUCGGAUGGCUCAGACAGCGGAGAAGACACAUCGGACCCCGAUCCCGAAGAAGAUGACCUGGAUACUGAGCUCAAGGCCUUGAAGGCAGACUUUGAGGAGCCCGACUCUCAAUUCAUUGAUAUCAGGAAUCAGGCACAGGCGCAAGCUUCCAGUGGUCCUGCACUGCGUUCCAGUUUAAUUGCAAAGAGGCCUUCGUCUGCUGACAAGAGACCAAAUUCCUCGGGGUCGCUUGUGGGAGCAUCGUCUCUCUCUAGCAAGCGGUCCCGUGGAGAUGACUCUUCUCCGAGAGUCUCGAAGGCUGUACGAUUCAACGGAGGUCAACCUGUGUCAGAAGCUAUGAAAACAAAACAGCCUGAAGAAGCUAUUGCCGUAACAUCCGACUCCGAAUCAGGCUCAGCCCCCUCAAGUGACUACAGCGACCCGAGCGAAACAUCAUCAGAGGAAGAAGACUCAUCCGAUGAGGAUGUGGAGACUAACGAAGCGAAAAAUGACACAGCUCCCAAAAAGGGGACGAUGCACGUGGAAACUAAGCUACAUCAUACUUCCGAAGUGGAAGAUUCCAGCUCCGACUCCAGCUCCGAUGAUUCGUCAUCCGAGUCUGAGUCCGAGUCCGAGUCCGAGUCUGAGUCUGAGUCUGGAGGCGAAGAAACAUCAACACCAGCACAUGUUCCCAUUGUUAAUGCUCCCGGCAAAGGCUCUGUACGGACUAAGAAGAGCAAUGCGCGCUGCAAGUUGCGCCGCCGUCUCUCUAAACUUAAGGAGCUUGGUGUAUUGCCUGCCUCUGCAGACUUCAAUGCUUUGCGUGAAUGGGAGGAGACUCAUGGAGGCUGGCAUGGAGGUGCUCAUCUACCUUUACCUGACGAGCUGAGUGUUCUGUCCACAGCAUCGACUAAAAUUUCCAAAAAGGAGCAGGAGCAGCGGGAAUUCGAAGCCAAGCGACAGAAGUUGCUCCGGGAUAUUGCUUCUGGUGGUGUGGAUGUGGAUGAUCAUUCCGAGAAAGAGAAUGCUCCACCUCAAACUGCUGAUACGAGUAUGCCUGAAGCGGAAGCGAAAGCUGCGCCUGAAGAGCCUGCUCCUGAAGAAGACGAAGCACCUGAAGUGAAAUCUUCAAAAGAAGCUCCUGCUCGACGGAAGCUGGACGUCGCCAGUUCCAAGCGUUUGCUUUUCGGAUCUCUUGGGGUGCGCACACCCAAGACCAAGGAGGACGAAGAGGCAACGCGACGAAAGUUAGCGGCCCAGUUUACCAAAGUCAAUUCCGGACGACAGAACGCAGAGGCGCAACCAGCUGAAGAGGAAGGGGAAGAGGAGGAAAGUGACUCGGAAGUUGACUGGGAGAACAAGCUGAUCAUCAAAGCUACCGAAUGUAUUUUCGAUGAUAUCGAGUUGACUUCACCUCCAUUCCCCUUCGAGAACCGAUGGGACAAGAAUGCGGAUACGCUCAUUCGCCAGCGAAAUGGCUGGGGAAAGAAGCGGAAGAGAAAGCAGAGAAUUCAAGUCUACCACGAAGAUGAAUAUCCAGAAGAGGAAGAGUAUGAAAAAGCAAACUACGACUGGCCUGCCUACGAGGAGGGCAUGGAACUCAACUAUGAUGACGAACCUGCCAAUGCAGAGAACGACACAACGGCCGCUUCUGACCUCCCGGCUCUGCCUGAGGAUCCGGCGUCUGUUAAAGACUUGCUUGAAUCUGAAGUAAAGGUCGGAGCAAUCAUCGCCUUCCGACAACUGGAUAUGUCCAAGGCGACGAACUGGCAGCCCCGCAUGUCUGAAUACCGAGUCGCCGAGGUUCACGAAAUCAUGGGUAAUGGGACGAUCAAUGUGCGACUUGCAAUCCGCGAUCGACGACCCAAAGCACCCGUCGACGAGGAUGAUGAGCCCCGCGAGUACGCCGGAUUCGAGAUGCCAGGAUUUGACGAGGAGGAGGAUGAUGGCUAUCGCGAGCUUGCAUUUGCAGAGCUGAGCGAUCCGAAGCUUCUACGACCGGCGCCUCAAGUUAUCGAUGAGGACACGGGGGACCAAGACGCGCCAGAAGGUAGCAUUGUUUCCGUAGUCGCGGACUCCAUGCCGAAUGCCCAGGGCGUCGCUCCCGAUCCAGCUGAUAUGGAACUGGACGAAACCACUUUUGUCACGCUCGUGACCGCCGCUAGUCAGGUUGGGUCGCCGGCGAGGUCAGACGUGCCCUUGGUCCAGACCCCUGGCGAUGGUCGACUUUUACGCUCGCAAGGCCUACACAUGCAAGGUCUGGAUGCGGAUGACGAGCACAGUGAUACACCUGCUGUGCCUUCGCCUUCCUUCUCUGGCUUUCAUUCCGCGUUCUCUUCUCCCGGGACAAGGCUAAGCGGUCGUUUCAAUCGCCGCAAUGACGAAGUGAACCUCGACGGCCAUACUCUGAUCGAACAAGAACCGUCUGUUUUGGAGAAUCCCAAUCCGGACUACUCGGCUCUGUCAUUUCUAUCUGCCAACCAAUCUGUCUCCCCAUACCCUCCUCAAAGCCAGCAGCAGAAUCGCCAGGUUUUUGACGAGCCGCUGUUCGUUGCAAAUGGAUCUGGCGGCACUGACUCGCUGUUGUCCGUGGUCCCACUAGCGAAAAGUCACUCGGGAAAGUCGACACCCGCUCGCAGCACCGCUUCCAGCCCGAAGCAUCCCAUGACUGGCACGCCCAAGGGACCAGCCUCCUGGGAAAGUCUUUUGGGCAUGCUAAGAAGCAGAAAUCCAGACCAGGACAACACAGACCACGACAAGGAAGAUGAGGACCUCGAGGACCAUGAUAGCCUGGUCCACAGUGAGCAAAGCCUCCAUCUGACCCAACCAUCCCCUCCAUCCAGCUCGCGCUCCUCACACUCCUCACGCAUGCCGCCCCCCAGUGCCCAGCGAUCUCGGUCUCAGAAAGCCAGCAUAGAGGCCUCCGAAGCACCUGCUGCCUCGACACGCUCCAAGAAACCCGUCUCUUCGCCUCUGCCCAACGGCUCACAAUUGUCAGAAGUCAUCGACCUGACCAGCCCUUCGGCAGGAACAAGCCAAUCGACUCGCAAGACCAAGAUCGACGUGACCGGGUUAUCCAUAGCCGACGGGGACGACAAUCCCCCACAGACAUCGGACCGACCAACUCGCGCUUCAACGGACACGAUGCAGCGCGUAGAAGUGAGCGUCAGUCCCGAGAUCAACAAAGCGAGCAAGAAGAAGAAGAAGAAGCGAUUGUCGCGGAAGUUCUAA
Messenger RNA from Penicillium maclennaniae, 3927 nucleotides. RefSeq lists its product as uncharacterized. The coding region runs from base 1 to 3927 and encodes 1308 amino acids. The transcript is spliced from 3 exons. The record is from RefSeq and is a predicted model, not a curated record. NCBI's taxonomy places the organism in Eukaryota, Fungi, Ascomycota, Eurotiomycetes, Eurotiales, Aspergillaceae.